AUGAGAGCCGCGCAGUACGAUAAGCCAAACGACAAAGUCCUCAUUAACCGCAUUCCCAUUCCCGAGCCCGGAGACGGCCAGUACCAAGUCAAAGUCGCCGCCGCCUCUCUCUGCCACUCCGAUCUCAUGAUGAGCGUGCGACCCGACAGCAUCACCCGGCCCCUCACAAUCGGGCACGAAGGCGUCGGCACCAUCUCUAAAAUCCAUCCUUCAGCGGAAGGGAAAGGUUUCAAAAUCGGCGAUCGCAUCGGCAUGUUCUACGUCAUCGACUGCUGCUUUGACUGCGAUGGGUGCAUCGCGCACGGCACCUUUUGCACCAAGCCGAGGAACGGCGGGGCGAAGAUUCAGGGGUUGGGCGCGGAUGGCUUUUUCGCCGAGUAUGCAGUCAUUGACUGGCAGAAUGCGCUUCGCCUUGACGAUGCCUUGCCGAUUGAGAGGAUGAGUCCGCUAUUCUGCGCCGGCAUCACUGCUUUCCACGCCGUGGAUAAAUGCGAGCUCGAACCUGGUCAAUGGAUUGCGAUUAUCGGUUGCGGUGGACUAGGACAGCUGGCUACACGCUACGCCAAAGCCAUGGGUCUCAAAGUCAUCGGAUUGGAUGUGAACGACCGCAUGCUGGACAUCGUCAAGGAGACGGGUGCAGACGCAACGUUCAAUCCAAAGUCGGACCCGAAAUUCAACAGGCAACUGCCGAAGUUGACGGGCAAACGGGGGGUUCACGCUGCUGCGGUGUUUAGCAACUCCCACGCCGCGUACGCCACUGCUCAAAAGGCCCUGGCGUUCGAUGGGGUGCUCAUGAUCGUUGGACUGCCCGAGACGCCGCUUCAAUUCCGCGCUUACCAGAUCUCGUUUGGCAUGUUUCGAGUCAAGGGAGCGAGCAACGGCACGGUAGCCGAAGCGCAAAAAGCGGUCGACUUCACGGCAAAGCACAGAAUCAUCCCCGAUGUGGUCUUCCGCAACCUCGACGAAAUGCCGCAGAUGUGGGACGAGAUGAACAAGGGAACGGCAGAGAAGAGGAUGGUGGUUUCGUUCGUGGAGAGCAAGAGUAAGAUUUGA
Molecule: messenger RNA, 1053 nt
Organism: Neohortaea acidophila
Lineage: Eukaryota; Fungi; Ascomycota; Dothideomycetes; Mycosphaerellales; Teratosphaeriaceae
Product: alcohol dehydrogenase
Exons: 2
Coding region: 1-1053 (350 amino acids)
Molecular function (GO): oxidoreductase activity
Source: RefSeq, a predicted model, not a curated record